Messenger RNA from Equus quagga, 1597 nucleotides. It is a transcript of the gene PSMC6, whose product is annotated as proteasome 26S subunit, ATPase 6. The transcript has 14 exons. The record is from RefSeq and is a predicted model, not a curated record. Gene Ontology annotation, biological process: positive regulation of RNA polymerase II transcription preinitiation complex assembly. Bases 1 to 1212 code for a protein of 403 amino acids. Lineage: Eukaryota; Metazoa; Chordata; Mammalia; Perissodactyla; Equidae. Gene Ontology annotation, cellular component: cytosolic proteasome complex; proteasome regulatory particle, base subcomplex. Gene Ontology annotation, molecular function: ATP binding; ATP hydrolysis activity; proteasome-activating activity.
AUGGCCAUUCCCGGCAUCCCCUAUGAGCGGCGGCUUCUCAUCAUGGCGGACCCUAGAGAUAAGGCGCUCCAGGACUACCGCAAGAAGCUGCUGGAGCACAAGGAGAUCGACGGCCGUCUCAAGGAGUUAAGGGAACAAUUGAAAGAACUUACCAAGCAGUAUGAAAAGUCUGAGAAUGAUUUGAAGGCCCUACAAAGUGUUGGACAGAUUGUGGGUGAAGUACUGAAGCAAUUAACUGAAGAAAAAUUCAUUGUGAAAGCUACAAAUGGACCAAGAUAUGUUGUGGGUUGUCGUCGACAGCUUGACAAAAGUAAGCUGAAGCCAGGAACAAGAGUUGCUUUGGAUAUGACUACACUAACUAUCAUGAGAUAUUUGCCAAGAGAGGUGGAUCCACUGGUUUAUAACAUGUCUCAUGAGGACCCUGGGAAUGUUUCUUAUUCUGAGAUUGGAGGGCUAUCAGAACAGAUUCGGGAAUUAAGAGAGGUGAUAGAAUUACCUCUUACAAACCCAGAAUUAUUCCAGCGUGUAGGAAUAAUACCUCCAAAAGGCUGUUUGUUAUAUGGACCACCAGGUACAGGAAAGACGCUCUUGGCACGAGCUGUUGCUAGCCAACUGGACUGCAAUUUCUUAAAGGUUGUAUCUAGUUCUAUUGUAGACAAGUACAUUGGUGAAAGUGCUCGUUUGAUCAGAGAAAUGUUUAAUUAUGCCAGAGACCAUCAGCCAUGCAUCAUUUUUAUGGAUGAAAUAGAUGCUAUUGGUGGUCGUCGGUUUUCUGAGGGUACUUCGGCUGAUAGAGAGAUUCAGAGAACUUUAAUGGAGUUGCUGAAUCAAAUGGAUGGAUUUGAUACUCUACAUAGAGUUAAAAUGAUCAUGGCUACAAACCGUCCAGAUACACUGGAUCCUGCUUUGCUUCGUCCAGGAAGAUUAGAUAGGAAAAUACAUAUUGAUUUGCCAAACGAGCAAGCAAGAUUAGAUAUAUUGAAAAUCCAUGCAGGUCCCAUUACAAAGCAUGGUGAAAUAGAUUAUGAAGCAAUUGUGAAGCUUUCAGAUGGCUUUAAUGGAGCAGACCUGAGAAAUGUUUGUACUGAAGCAGGCAUGUUUGCAAUUCGUGCUGAUCAUGAUUUUGUAGUACAGGAAGACUUCAUGAAAGCAGUCAGGAAAGUGGCUGAUUCUAAGAAGCUAGAGUCUAAACUGGACUACAAACCUGUGUAAUUUACUGUAAGGUUUUUGAAAGCUGCAUGACAGACAUUGGCUUAAUGUAAAAAUAAAGCUAAGGAAAAUAAUGUAUGUGUUGGCAACGAUCUCAUUAAAAGCUAAUGAAUAAAAAUAUGUGUAAAUAACAUCAUAAGAAGCAGUAAUUCAAUAAUUCUGCUUUUAAGAUUGGUACAGAAGAAAUUUGUAAAUGUUGCAUUUAUUGCAGCAGAAGUUAUAAGAGUAUGUUGAAGCUUUUCGUAUUUGCUGUGUGAGCAUUUUGUAAAACAUUGAAAAUGGUUUGAGAUAGUAGUACAAAAGAGCAUUUCAUAUGACUUAUUUUAUAUCAUUUGUUUUCCUUAUCCUAAAAAGUUGAAUAAAAUCUGUUUGAUUCAGUUCUCCUGCA